This is a messenger RNA of Mytilus trossulus (common blue mussel), 802 nucleotides long. RefSeq lists its product as uncharacterized. NCBI's taxonomy places the organism in Eukaryota, Metazoa, Mollusca, Bivalvia, Mytilida, Mytilidae. Bases 20 to 802 code for a protein of 260 amino acids. The record is from RefSeq and is a predicted model, not a curated record. The transcript has 3 exons.
CAGUGUUUUUGGUAAAUGUAUGGAAAAUUUGCGUGCUCGGAUGAAUCUAAGACUAAUCAAUUCAGCCUCGGAAGAAAAACUAAAAAAGUUAGUAGCUCAGCCGUCGUUUCUAUGCUGUCAAAUUUUCAAUGAAGACCUCGUUGGAGUACACAACCAACAGAUCAACCUAACUCUCAACAAACCCAUCUAUGCCGGACAAGCUAUUUUAGACCUUUCAAAGAGACUGAUGUAUGAAUUUCAUUACAAGGUGAUGAAGCCUCAGUACGGUGACAAGAUCAACUUGCUGUUUACAGAUACAGAUUCGUUGUGUUAUGAGAUUCUGACUGAUGAUGUAUAUGAAGACAUGAAACCUAUCAAAGACCUAUUCGAUACCUCCAACUACGGCUCAUUCAACAAAACGAAACAUCUCUUUUCCAGCAAAUAUAAGAAAGUCGUUGGGAAAUUUAAAGAUGAGCUUGGUGGUGUUCCUUUAAAAGAAUUCGUUGGCUUGAGACCUAAAAUGUACAGCCUUUUGUAUAACCAGACCUCUACAGAAGGUAUCACAUGCGAAAAGGAAAAAAAAGUGGCGAAAGGCAUUUCAAAAACUGAAAUAAAACAGACUCUCCGACAUGAAAUGUAUAAGAAAUGUUUAAAUGAAGAAACUACGACCACCAAUUCAAUGACAUGCAUUAGAAGUAAAAAUCAUGAACUGUUCAUGGAUACCGUUGUGAAAAAAGGACUGUGUAGUUUUGAUGAUAAACGUUACUGGAAGAACCCAAUUGAAAGCUAUGCCUAUGGACAUUAUAAGAUAGACACAUAUUAG